Mya arenaria is the source of this 1145-nucleotide messenger RNA. RefSeq names its product plasma kallikrein-like. Bases 124 to 1038 code for a protein of 304 amino acids. The transcript has 7 exons. The record is from RefSeq and is a predicted model, not a curated record. Gene Ontology annotation, molecular function: serine-type endopeptidase activity. NCBI's taxonomy places the organism in Eukaryota, Metazoa, Mollusca, Bivalvia, Myida, Myidae. Gene Ontology annotation, biological process: proteolysis.
CAUCAAAGUGUGCACUGAAAAAUGUUGUGAUCUAUAUCUUUGAUGCGGCGUUUUGUUAUAAACUGUAUGUACACCUGACCUGUCAAUGAAUAUAGAAAAAUUAUGAAAAAUAAAAUUUAAGAAAUGAAGAGAAAAGAAAUUUGGAUUAUUUUGGCAAUAUUCACCUGUUCACAAGCGUCACCAGAAGCGCCCCUCUCCCGCCAGCGGCGCGUGAUCGGUGGACAGGAGGUUCCGGAAGGGGAGCAGCCUUGGCUGGUCUGGCUGCAUGGGAAGAUCGUCACCCAGCGGCUAUUUGGCUUCAUACCUAUCCGACAUAAGGACGUGUAUUGCGGAGGGAGCCUCAUCAACAGAAGAUGGGUUCUGACCGCCGCUCACUGCUUUGAUGGUGGACGAGAAGCUAGAGAUGUUGACGCUUGGGAGGUGCUUCUGGCGGCCACCGACAACAAGGUGGCGCUCGCAGACAGGUUUAUGGAUUUCCUUGGUAAAACGAUUGGCCGAGCGGAUUGGGAGCUUUGGGAAAUGAGCGUAGAUAGAAUCAUCGUCCAUCUGGGAUAUAAGGCGGACAAAUUGUGGUACCAGGACGUCGCUCUCGUCCGCCUGGAUAAAGAAGUCAAACCUGGGCGACAGGGGCCGCCCAUUGCGCCUGUCACCCUCCCGGAAUCACGUGAUUCUGCGUUUCCGGUUGUAGGCAGUACAUGCGUGGUAACCGGAUGGGGAUGCACGAAAGCGGGUGGCGGAAUAUCGCGGUUCGCAAGAUCAAUAGAGCUGCCCAUCAAGCCAAGUUCCGAAUGUAACAGCACCUAUCAGCCAACAUCCAUGUAUGGACGUCUGUGCGCGGGCUUCACUGCUGAGGCCGUUGGCAGGGGCAUAUGUCAGGGUGACUCGGGUGGACCUCUUAUGUGCCGGGAUAUAUCGGGACGAUGGAGCCAAGCGGGGAUUGCGAGUUUCACGAGCCGGUACAGACCGGAACGAUUCCCUGCCGUUUUUACUAGAGUCUCAGACUACGUCGAUUGGAUUCGCCUGAAAACGCGUUUGUAGAAAUGUGGCCAUAUUUCUUCGGAUAAUACUCGUAAAACAUUAACGUUAAAAUGUUAUGGACGUUUGUUUUUUUUUUUUUAAAUUAUGUGAAUAAAUAAUAAAUUGCA